Ambispora gerdemannii is the source of this 627-nucleotide messenger RNA. Lineage: Eukaryota; Fungi; Glomeromycota; Glomeromycetes; Archaeosporales; Ambisporaceae. The record is from the annotation of a GenBank genome assembly.
AUGGAGUAUGUCAAUGAGAAGAAAAUCAUUGAAACCGAGGCAAAACCAGAAGUGAACAAUUGCUCCCAACUAGAAGAAAUUGAAUGUCAUAUUAAUCGACUCACUAGUUUGGAUGUUUCUAAAAAUAAUAAACUUGCUGAACUAACUUGCAGUAAUAAUCGACUCACUCAACUUAGUUUACCAACCAAUCCUACUAAUUUAAAAACAUUAAUUUUAACAAAUACCCACUUCACUGGUUCCUUAGAAUAUUUAAGCGAGAUGAGGGAAUUAAGAAAACUUAAUAUUAGUGAUACCGAUAUAGACAGCGGUCUAGAAUAUUUGCCCGAUAGUCUAGAAGAGUUUUAUUAUUCUAUGUUUCCAGUAGGUGAAAGACCGAAUGCUAAAUGCCAAGUUUUUGACAACAUCCUAAAAAAUGUAGAAGGAACCAAUUUUUCUGAUAAACUUAAAAUUUAUAAGCAGAAGAAAUUAAAAAAAGAAAUUCAGUUAGUAGAAGCUAGAUAUCGAAGAAUAAUAGCAGACAAAGAACAAAGAAUUAUUGAAUUAGAAACUAAACUACAAAAUAUUCGAAAAAUAGUUCAGGAAGAACAAGUUGCUCAAAUAGCAAUGCCUCCCAAAGGCAACAAUUAA